CGGGACCCCGUGGAGUGGUCGGUGCGGGACGUGGUGGAUUAUUUCACCGAGGGCCGGUUCCCCGAGCAGGCCACCGCCUUCCAGGAGCAGGAGAUCGACGGGAAGUCCCUGCUGCUGAUGCAGCGCUCGGACGUGCUGACGGGGCUCUCCAUCCGCCUGGGCCCCGCGCUCAAGAUCUACGAGUACCACGUCAAGGCUGCUGCAGCGCAGCCACUUCCAGGAGGAGGAGCCCCCCCCGGAGCCCUUCCCCGCCUGACCACCCCCCCCCCCCCCCCCCAAAAAAAAAACAACCCACCCCCCACACCCCCCCCCUCCAAAAUUUGGGGGCACCCCGGUAUCCGGGAAGGGCUCCCCUCCCCCUAAAUUUGGGGA
Chroicocephalus ridibundus (black-headed gull) is the source of this 372-nucleotide messenger RNA. RefSeq names its product sterile alpha motif domain-containing protein 1-like. Gene Ontology annotation, cellular component: nucleus. Gene Ontology annotation, molecular function: chromatin binding; histone binding. Gene Ontology annotation, biological process: negative regulation of DNA-templated transcription. The record is from RefSeq and is a predicted model, not a curated record. The transcript has 2 exons. Lineage: Eukaryota; Metazoa; Chordata; Aves; Charadriiformes; Laridae. The annotation marks the transcript as partial.